Messenger RNA from Microthlaspi erraticum, 801 nucleotides. NCBI's taxonomy places the organism in Eukaryota, Viridiplantae, Streptophyta, Magnoliopsida, Brassicales, Brassicaceae. The record is from the annotation of a GenBank genome assembly.
AUGCACAACUCCAGAAAUGGCUAUUCUCCUUCUGCUCCGAAUCCAUCUGAUUGGUAUGAUCACUCGGGUACACGAUCCUCCGGUUGGCGAGUGCCUGCUUUCUCUCCAAGGAACGCUUGGUCCAGGACUGAUUCUUCUCAGUUAGUUAACAGGCGUUUGCUCGAUGAUGAUCCUUCAGCCGCUUACUCAAGAACAGAGAUUUCAUCAUUCAUAGAUUCACAUACUCGGAUCCGUACCGGCAACAACCGGCGGAGGCAGCAACUCGAGGCACUAAGGCAAGCCGUUCACAACCAACCGGCUAGACCUGAGAACAACUCAACAUCAGCAUCAUCACAAGCCAGAGAAGAAGACCAUGUUCUGAAACACCUAACAAAGGAAACAUAUAACCCGCUCCCCAAAAGCCUGCUUCUCAGAAACCUAAGCUUAUACUACAGAAACAAAACCACAGGAAGCGAAAAUUCAAGAAACAAUCGAGAUCUCUCCGGUGGUGAAGAAGAAGAAGAGAAGAGAUGCAGUGUGUGUUUAGAAGACUUUGAGCCCAAGGAAACAGUGAUGCUCACUCCUUGCAAACACAUGUUUCACGAGGAUUGUAUAGUUCCAUGGUUGAAGAGCAAAGGACAGUGUCCUCUCUGUAGAUCCGUCAUACUCAAGCCGGCAAACCGAGAUUCUUCUUCUCCGGCUGUUGACUCAUCAAAUCUCGCCGGGGACAUGACUGCGAACGAUCUCUUCACAUUACAGCUUAUGUCUGUGGUAAGAGCAAUGGAGGAAACUUUCCUUUUUGGGUAUCAUCGUCGCAUGUAG